Messenger RNA from Lolium perenne, 915 nucleotides. RefSeq lists its product as uncharacterized. NCBI's taxonomy places the organism in Eukaryota, Viridiplantae, Streptophyta, Magnoliopsida, Poales, Poaceae. The record is from RefSeq and is a predicted model, not a curated record.
ACCGAAGGCUAGCCUGCGGCAGGCUACAGUGAGCCACUGCGCCGCGUUAAAGGGCCUUUCCAUGCCGGUCUGCCUCAACGCCGCUGGUCGGUCGUCGCUAGCCGGCCGCUCUGAUCGGCGUGGCGUUGCUCCUCCUCCCGUUCUCGCUAUAAAAACACGCGUGUGUCCAGCCACUGGAGAGCUCAUUCCAUUCUGUUUAGCUACUCCACUGACCCCAGCUUGCUUGUUUCUCUUCUUCUCCACCAGUCCGACUCAUUCUGUCUCGGACUCUCGGCUGUUAGUGUUAGCCAAAUGGUGAGGGCGAGGAGGCCGCAGGUGCCGGCAUUCGGAGAGUGGAACUACUGCUACCACCACUACGGCGAGCCGCCCGCCGCCGAGUCCUACUACGCCCCGGAACCGGAGCAGGAGGCCUGCAGCGACGUGUGGUUCAGGUACUCGCCGCCGCGCAAACCGACACCCAAGAAGACGAGAAGGCCGGAGGGGGAGAAGGGAAGCGUCCGGCGCCCGAGGGCGCCGGAGGCUGACGGCUUGGAGCGCGCCACCGCAAUCAAGGCCAGAGUCGCCUCCGCCUCCCGGGUGGUGCGGCCGGUCGACGAGGACCUGUACCAGGUGCCUCCGCCGGAGUUCAUCAGCUCUCACCGGCCUAGGCGGAAGAGGAGGAGCCUGCUGAUGGGAUGCUUGGGACUCAACUCAUGCGUCGCCUGACGGUGCUGUCGUGCGCGUUCUUGAGUAGAUUGAAUGGCCACUUGAAAGCUGGUUCUUGCUGUGUGUCUUCUGUUUUGUGAUCUCUUCGGCUAGCCAAAUGAUCACUUGUAUUGAGUUUAAUGAUCUACUAGUGUAUGCUGGUGCACCGAGUUAAUUAAGACUAGUAAUAGACUAAGACCGACAUGGUCGAGGAUGUUCGUGGCAAGCAAA